Molecule: messenger RNA, 2615 nt
Organism: Polyodon spathula (Mississippi paddlefish)
Lineage: Eukaryota; Metazoa; Chordata; Actinopteri; Acipenseriformes; Polyodontidae
Product: extracellular calcium-sensing receptor-like
Exons: 7
Coding region: 1-2592 (863 amino acids)
Biological process (GO): G protein-coupled receptor signaling pathway
Cellular component (GO): membrane
Molecular function (GO): G protein-coupled receptor activity
Source: RefSeq, a predicted model, not a curated record
AUGGACCGGCGAGGCGUGACUUUCUUAGCGGCUUUCGUUCUUCGGCUCUGCCCGCUCCUGUGCACCGUGGUUCAGCCCGGGUGUCGGCUGGGGAGCCUGCGUCGCGAAGGAGUGAUGGUGGAAGGGGAUGUCAUUAUCGGGGGCACUUUCGGGGUUCACGAAAACAAGAUGUUCCCAGAAAUAAACUACACCCAGCAACCGCAGCCAGCGCAAUGCCAAAGUUUCAGCUUCCGGAAUUACCGCUGGCUGCAUGCCAUGAUUUUCGCCAUCAAGCAAAUCAACGAGAAUCCGAAGCUGCUUCCCAACAUCUCUCUGGGAUACGGCCUCUACGACUCCUGCGAUGUCAUCCCCCGGGGGCUAGAGGGCGCUAUGUGGCUGGUGUCGGGCCAGGACGAGCUGGUGCCUAACUACCGUUGCCACGACAGCGCCCCUCUUGCUGCUAUCGUCGGAGACAGUGCCUCUUCUGUGUCUAUCCCUAUGGCCAGACUGCUGGGCCUGUAUGGUUAUCCACAGAUCAGUUACUUCUCGACGGCUCCUAUGCUCAGCGACAAGCGAGAGUUCCCCUCGUUCUUCCGCACGAUCCCCAGCGACGUGGUGCAGGGGAAGGGGCUGGCGCACCUCGCCUCGCGGCUCCGCUGGACCUGGGUGGGGGUGCUGACCGACGACGACGACUACGGCCAGGGCAUCGCCAGGGAGUUCCAGCAGGAGGCACUGCGUCUGGGGAUUUGUGUGGAAUUCGUGGAGGUUGUCCCCAUUCUCUACUCCCCGAGUCGCACGCAGCGCCUGGUCAAGGUCAUCAAAGCCUCCACAGCCAAAGCCAUCGCCGUCUUCUCCUGGAAAACCUACCUGUACCCGGUCAUGGAGGAGAUCCAGAGGCAGAACAUCACGGGGAAGGCCUGGCUGGCCAGCGAGGCGUGGUCCACAGCCCAAGCCCUGUCCGACAACAGGGUCUUCGAGAUGCUAACAGGGACCAUCGGCUUCGCCAUCCACAGAGGGACCCUGCCUGGAUUCAAGGACUACCUUCUCGCCGUCCAUCCGUUCAAGAACCCCCAGGAUAUCUUCCUCAGGCUCUUCUGGGAGCAGGCUUUCGAGUGCAGCUGGCAGGAGGGUGGCGCCGGGGUCAGGCUGUGCACCGGCAGUGAGGACCUGGCUGCUCUGAAAAACAUAUUCCUGGAUGUGUCCAGCCUGAGGCUCACGUAUAACACCUACAAUGCUGUGUACGCGGUCGCCCACGCCCUACAUGAUCUGCAGGCCUGCACCCCCGGGGAAGGGCCGUUCGGAGAUGGAGCCUGCGCCAAUGUCAAGGACUUCAAACCCUGGCAGCUCCUGCACUACCUGCACAGGGUUCGGUUCAGGAACCCGGAGGGCGAGGAGGUGUAUUUCGAUGACAACGGUGACCCGCCCGCCGUCUACGACAUCGUGAACUGGCAGCCGACCCCCACAGGGGACAUCCACUACGUCAAAGUGGGCAGCUACGACUUCAGAUCUCCCCCGGGGCAAGAGCUCUCCCUCGACGAGAGCGCCAUCGUGUGGCCCGGAGGCGAAUCGCAGGUCCCUCGCUCAGUGUGCAGUGAGAGCUGUCUCCCUGGCUGGCGGACAGCACUGCGCCGCGGACAGCCUGUCUGCUGCUUCGACUGCAUCCCCUGUUCAGUGGGGGAGAUCUCCAACCAAACAGACUCCACCAAGUGCCUGCGCUGCCCAUCGGAUCAGUGGUCCAAUGCACAGCAGGACGCUUGCGUGCCCAGGCUGGUGGAGUUCCUGUCCUAUGAGGAGCCCCUGGGCGCGACCUUGGCUUUCCUGGCCGUACUGGCCUCCCUGCUGCCCGCCUCUGUUCUGGGGGUCUUCCUGCGCCACCGUCACUCGCCCAUUGUGAAGGCCAACAACCGCCAGCUGAGCUACGUGCUGCUAUGCGCCCUGACCCUGUGCCCGCUCUGCUCGCUAGUCUUCAUCGGGCGACCCUCGCCCGCCUCCUGCAUGCUCCGCCAGACCGCCUUCGCCAUCGUCUUCACCCUGGGCGUCUCCUGCGUUCUGGCCAAGACCAUCAUGGUAGUCAUUGCUUUUAAGGCUUCCAUCCCGGGCAGUGGCCUGCGGAAAUGGGUGGGCUCCCGUCUGCCUAAUACCGUCGCCUCCGUCGGGACCCUAGUCCAGGUGGGCAUCUGCGGGGCGUGGCUGGGAUUCGCCUCCCCAUACCCCGAGGACAAUACAGCGACCCACAUGGCCAAGAUUGUCCUGGAGUGCAACGAAGGCUCGGCCCUGGCAUUCUGGUGCAUGCUGGGAUACAUGGGCGUCCUGGCUAGCGUCAGCUUCGUGGUGGCAUUCCUGGCGAGGAGGCUGCCGGAUAGCUUCAACGAGGCCAAGUUCAUCACCUUCAGCAUGCUGGUCUUCGUCAGCGUGUGGCUGUCGUUCAUCCCCGCCUACAUAAGCACAGGGGGGAAGUACAUGGUGGCUGUGGAAAUAUUCGCCAUUCUGUCGUCCAGCAUGGGCCUCCUGGCCUGCAUCUUCUUCCCCAAGUGUUAUGUCAUCUUGCUGAGGCCGGAGAGAAACACCCGUGACCACCUCAUGGGCAAGGGAGCGGCCACGACCAGAAAGUAAGGCAGCUUCAGAUCAGACCUGGC